AUGAAGAUUCAUGAGAAAGACUGUGGAGCAGCAGUUAUUGAUAAGCAUGGAUUUCUGACUUGGCACUGCAAAUGCAAGAUUAAAUUCGAUACCAUCAGAAGUCUCAGUAUCCAUAAAUUCAAAUGUCCCCACGCUCACCGCUCGAAAGACGAGUCGUCCGAUGCUGGGAAUGAUGCCGAUGAUGAUGAUGAUGAUGAUGACGACGAAGUCCUUGGAUAA
Molecule: messenger RNA, 219 nt
Organism: Cadophora gregata
Lineage: Eukaryota; Fungi; Ascomycota; Leotiomycetes; Helotiales; Ploettnerulaceae
Exons: 1
Coding region: 1-219 (72 amino acids)
Source: RefSeq, a predicted model, not a curated record